Lachnellula hyalina is the source of this 735-nucleotide messenger RNA. RefSeq names its product Alpha-ketoglutarate-dependent dioxygenase alkB-like protein (gene alkbh6). Lineage: Eukaryota; Fungi; Ascomycota; Leotiomycetes; Helotiales; Lachnaceae. The record is from RefSeq and is a predicted model, not a curated record. The coding region runs from base 1 to 735 and encodes 244 amino acids. The transcript has 2 exons.
AUGGCCAUCUCCUCUCUCGAUGAGGCAAGAGUCCAAAACCUUCCAUCUAGUGCCUACUACAUCGCAGAUUUCAUCACCAAGGAAGAAGAGCAGGUCCUUCUGGGCAAGAUCGCAGCAGCCCCAAAGCCUCGUUGGAAACAGCUCACCCAUCGCCGCCUCCAAACCUGGCCGUCAGACCUGACCAAAAGCAAUACCCUUCUCGACAGCCCCCUCCCAAGCUGGCUCGUAGAGCCUAUUAUGCGCCGACUUCUCUCCUACCCUCUCUCCGUAGUAGAUCCGCAAACCCAUAUAUUUUCCGAUAGUCCACACAAAGAACCAAACCACGUCCUUAUAAAUGAAUACAAACCCGGGGAAGGGAUUAUGCCUCAUAAAGAUGGAGCUGCGUAUCACCCGGUUGUUUGUACGAUCAGCUUGGGCUCGAGCUUGACAUUGGGUAUAUAUGGCAAAACCGAGGAGGGGACUACGGACACUGAACCUACGUGGAGGAUUCUACAGGAACCUAGGAGUCUACUCGUUACUACGGAUACGCUAUACAAGGACUAUCUACACGGCAUUGCAGAAAUCACAGAGGAUGUGGAUCUUAGCCCAACUACAGUCUCGAAUUGGGACCUCCUCAGAUCACCAGAAGACUUCACAAGGGGACGAUACGAGCGAAGUACACGAACGAGUCUUACAUACCGGGACGUGAUCAAAGUCUCUAAACUUGGGAACAAGUUUGGUAUGUUUGGAAAAUGA